Dermatophagoides farinae (American house dust mite) is the source of this 4627-nucleotide messenger RNA. RefSeq names its product Ribosomal RNA Processing 5 (gene Rrp5). Gene Ontology annotation, molecular function: RNA binding; protein binding. Gene Ontology annotation, cellular component: small-subunit processome; nucleolus. Gene Ontology annotation, biological process: rRNA processing. The record is from RefSeq and is a predicted model, not a curated record. NCBI's taxonomy places the organism in Eukaryota, Metazoa, Arthropoda, Arachnida, Sarcoptiformes, Pyroglyphidae.
GAAAUUGAAAAGUCUCUUGUGAUUCGUGUGUGUGUGUGUGUGUGUACCAAAAGUAUGGCACUCAAAGAUGAAAGCUUUCCACGAUCAAAACCAUCGAAACAUCCGACUUCGAUCUUACCAUCAUAUCGACCAUCGAUUGCUGAAGAUGAACAAUUAUUCAAAAGCAGAAAAAGGAAACCAACAGAAUCAAAGUCCGCAAAACCAAAGAAGCGAUCUAAAAAAACUUCAAAAGAUCAUAAUAAUAUGCAAGAACAAAAUCAAGAAUCAAAUCUUAAAAAGACAGUCAUCGAAAAUUUAACCGUGAAUCGUUUGAUUGAAAAUAUGGUCGUACUUGGUUGCAUCGAAGAGAUAACCGAUUUUGAAUUGAAAUUUUCCAUCACUGGUGGAAUCAAUGUAACCGUUCCGAUAACGAAUAUUUCGACACCAUAUAGUCAAUUGGUUGAAAAUUUUGCCAAUGACCAAAAUGAACAUGGUGUGGAGAUUGCAAAAUUAGCUUCAUUAUUCAAUAUGGGCGAAUAUUUUGCCAUUCGGAUUCUGUCCAAACGAAUCUGUGAUAAAUUUGGCCAUUCCGAAGUUAUCGGUUCAAUCAAUCCUAAAGAUGUUUAUCAUAAUUUUUCGUUCAAAACAUUUCAAAGAUUACCAUCUGGUUAUAAUCUAAUUGCGGCAGUGUUAAGCAAAGAAGAUCAUGGCUAUCUAAUGGAUAUUGGUGUUGAAGACAUGAAAGCAUUUUUACCCAAUGAAGAUAUUGAACAGAAUAAUAACGUAGACCUUCAUAUUGGUCAAUUAAUUCAAUGUUCAGUAGCAAACGUUAAUGAACGAAGUCUAACAUUGACAGUUGAUGAUAAAAUGGCAAAAAAAUUUUCUAUUGAAGAUGAUCAUCAGCCUGGUAUUCUUUUCUAUACACCGGGAAUCAAAACAAAUGCCACAAUCACCGGAACUUUUAAUCAUGGUCUUGAAUUAGGAUUACCUGGUGGUUACAAAGGUUUUGUACCACGAUUCCAUGUUAGUGAUGAUCUUUCCGUAAUGCCUAAACAAUUUCAAAUCAGUAAUACCGUUCAUGGGCAUGUUAUGUACGUACAUCCACAUACAAAACAAGUGUGCAUAUCACUUAAAUCAAAAAUAAAAUCAAAAAAAAUAAAAAGCCUUAUCGAAUCGAUACGUAUCGGAUUGAUCAUCGAUAAUGCCAUUGUUUGUUCUCGUACACAAUAUGGUGGACUAACAUUUCGAUUACCGGGUAAUAAUUAUGCAAUUGCAUUGAAAAAAAAUCUUUUCGAAGCGAAAGAAUUUGAUGAAGAUAAUUAUGAUCGUUUAUAUCGGCCAGGAUCAUCACAUCGUGUACGAGUGAAAAAAUUUCAUCUUAUCGAUAAUCUUAUUGAAAUAUCAUUACGAAAAUCAUUUAUCGAUCGUAAAGAUUUAACCAUCGAUGAUAUAGAUAUUGGUACCAUUGUCGAAGGUGUAGUAAAAAAAUAUCGACCAGAUGGUGUAUAUGUAAAAAUAGGUUUCGGUAUCAAUGGUUUCAUACCGAAUAUUCAUCUAACAGAUACACCUACAUUGAAUUGGGAAAAAACCCGUUCACAAUUUUUUCCAUUAAAAAAACGUGUUCAAUGUAAAGUGCUGAAAUUGGAUUUUUCUUCAAGAAUACCGAAAAUAGCAUUAACAGCGAAGAAAACUUUAUUGAAAAUGAAUGAUGAAGAAAUGUUCAAAGAUUUGAGUAAAAUAAAUGCACGAAUGUCAUCAACAGGUGUGGUUUGUCUCACCACCGAUAAAGGAAUAUUGUUAGAAUUUUUUAAUCAUGUUCGUGGUUUUAUACCGUUAAAAUUUCUCGCAACCUAUAAAAUUGAAUAUCCGGAUAAAGUAUUUCGUCUGGGACAAUUGAUAAAAUGUACGGUCGUUACCGUUGAUCAUCAUGCACAACAUAUGGUCUGUUCAUUGAUCGAUUUGGAUGAAACGAAAAAAUUGAAAAUGAAUCUACAGAUUAAAACGAAAAAUGAUACAUAUAAUUCAAAACUUAAAGUCGGACAAAUCCUAAAACGAAUGCGAAUAAUUUCUAAAACACCAAUGAAAGGUUAUGAUCUUACGGAUGAUGCACAGGAAAAGAUACAAGUAUUUCUACCACUUGCUCAUUUAUCGGAUGAUACAUACAUUAGUCGUAUAAUGUUUGGUACAUAUAAAGUUGGUGAUAUUAUCGAUGAAUUAAUGGUAUUCUCGAAAGAUUCAGCUAAUGUGGUAUGCGUUACGAUGAAACCGAUUUUUCUGCAAAAAAUCUAUCCAUUAAUAAUGAAUGAACAUGAUGUUCAAUUGAAUUCACCAUUUCCGGCUAUUGUACGUAAUGUAACACCAACCGGUGUAUUCUUUGAAACAACUAAUGCUCAAUAUGGUGUGGUUAGACGAAAAUUUCUUCAAGAUGGUUUUAUUGAUGAACCACAAAAACUUGGUCUUUGUCGUGGCCAAACAAUAUUUGUCAAAGCAAUCGAUGUAUCAUCAUAUGAAUUUUCUGGAUCUAAUGAUGAAAAUUAUUUAAAAAGAUUUAAAUUUUCAAUGAAACUUUCCGACGUUUGGAAUAGAGAGAAUUCGAAUGAAAGUAUUGAAAUGUUAAAAUCUUAUCUAAAUCAAUUGCAAUGUAUUCGUCAAUCAUCGAUGGAAAAUAAGGAUGAAGAUGAAAAGAUUCGUUUGUUGACAUCAUAUUCGAUUGGUGAAGUUAUUACGUUUGUCAUCACAGAAAUUAAUGAUGAUCACAUUAAAAUGGAUUGUAGCCGAAGUGGUUGUAAAAAUGAACCAACUGUAUCUGGUAUAGCGAUGAAAUAUGAAACAUUUCCCGAUUUAACCAUUUCACAGAUGGGAAUGGCCAUUGUUUGUGAUAUUGAUUUUGAUCGAAAAAAUCUCAUUCUAUUUAUACAAUCCAAACCUAGCAAAUUGAUUCGUCUGGUGAAAAAUUUUCAGCGUACAAAUUUGACAAAAAUUAAAUCAAAUCAAUUGAUAAAAGGAACGGUUAUUCAUGUGAAUCCGAAAUAUAUUCUAACCAUUUUGGGUGGUCAUUUACCCGGAUUAAUUGCCUAUGUACCUUCAAGAAAACAUUAUAAUGACCUAAGACAUGUGGAGAAAUUAUUUACCAUUAAUCAAAGUUAUCAAUUUAUGAUUGAAAAUUUUGAUAAUAAUGAAGAUCAUCAUAUUGCUAAAGUGUUUGUUAUACUUUAUGAUAAUCAAAUGAAAAAAUCUAUCGAAUCUAAAAAAAUUCAUUCGAAGAAACCUAUCGCUCAUCAGCCACCAAUCAUCGAAUUUAAAAAUGAAGUCAUCACUGUAAAUGUGGAAACUGAACAAAAAUCGAAAAACAAUCAUGAAAAACAAAUUGAAAAAUCGAACUUGACAUCUACAAUCGAUCGAUUCGAUUGGAAUGUAUUGGAUCUAUCGAAAUUGACUAAUAAACGAAAAUUUGAAGAAUUACAAACAAAAUCCGAUGAGGAUUCUGGUUUCAAUAUUGAUAGUGAUUCCGAUGAAUCCGAUGCUGCUUAUGAUGGAUUGAAUAAUAAAAAACAUCGAAACCGUGAGGAACGAGGUCAAGAGGCAAGAAAACGUGAAAUGAUGUUACGUGAAAAGGAACAAAAAUUAACCGAUAUAGAUCGAAAACCACAAGAUGAACAGGAUUUUGAAAUGGCCAUCGUUGCCAAACCGAAUAGUUCAUACAUAUGGAUUGAAUAUAUGGCAUUCAUGGUCGAAUGUAAACAGAUUGAUAAAGCACGUGAAAUUGGUGAACGUGCAUUGAAAAAGAUUUCAUUCAGAGAGGAGAAAGAAAAGCUAAACAUAUGGACAAGUUUACUGAAUUUAGAAAAUCAAUAUGGUGAUGAAAAUUCCAUGAAAGAAUUGAUUGAAAAAGCUGUAAAAUUUAAUGAUGCUAAAACCAUUUAUAGCCGUGUGGCAAUCAUUUAUGAUGAAAGUGAACGUAAAGAUGAUGCUGAACAAAUUUAUCAAUUUAUGAUAAGAAAAUUUCAUACCAAUCUUACUGUAUGGAUUUCAUUUCUAUUAUUUUAUAUGAAAAAUGGACAAAUUGAAAAUGGCAGAAAAUUAUUUGUUAAAGCAUUGGCCGCAAUCAAUAAACAACAACAUAUUGAUCUAAUUUCAAAAUUUGGUCAAUUUGAAUUCUGUUAUGGUGAUUGUGAAAAUGGUAAAACAUUAUUUGAAAAAUUAUUGGCACUUUAUUGGGGACGGUUGGAUAAAUGGUCAAUCUAUAUCGAUAUGCUUAUUAAAUAUACAUUGAAUGAUAAUGAUAACCACGAUGAUUCGAUUGAAUUUAUACGUAAUAUUUUUGAACGUUUAUUAACAUUUAAAUUUUCACCGCAUAAAAUGCGUUUUAUAUUUAAAAAAUAUUAUGAUUUUGAAAUGAAAUAUUCAUCAUCAUCGGAUAAUGGUGAACUAUUGGAACGUUUAAAACAGAAAGCAGCCGAAUAUGUUGAACAUGGGACAUUUUUUUCAAAUUGAAUUUGUAUUUGUUUUGAUUUUAUAAUAAAUGUACUUAAAACACAGACAGACAAACAAAUGAAAUCAAAUCAAAUUGAUUUAUUUCACAUUGAUGUAAACGACGAGAAAGAGAAAUUUUUUCCUUUGAAAUAAAAUCCCUUAUUUAACCUUGGCA